UCAAACUAAAAGUACUGCGAAUUAGACUGAAAGCAGUGCUAAAGUCCCUUAAAUAGGUGUUAUAACUGGUUAGGUGCUAAAUGACCCUGUUAUACCUCAAAUUAACUGGAAAUGCCUAGUUUUGCCGAAAGUACCACAAAAUGACCGGUUUUUAGUGCUGAGAAAAUUACCAUCCAUAAAUAAUGUUAUGAAUCAUUUUGCAUUUUGAUCACAAAAAUGAGAUAGUGGGCGGGGUGCGCAGGGCUAAAAGUAAAGUUGUUGCAGAAAACUACGGGUUCGGGGUUACAUUAGCCAUUCAGCUUAUCUGAGCUUCAGAUCUCUUUUCAAUUCUUCAAAAUGAUGUCCCUUGUGAAUAAGUUUCUGGACUGGGUCAAAAGCUUAUUUUGGAAAGAAGAAAUGGAGCUUACUCUGGUUGGCCUUCAACACUCUGGCAAAACUACAUUUGUCAAUGUGAUUGCUUCGGGUCAAUUCAGCGAGGACAUGAUUCCAACCGUUGGUUUCAACAUGCGUAAGAUCUCGAAGGGCAAUGUGACCAUCAAGCUGUGGGACAUCGGCGGCCAGCCUCGCUUCCGUUCCAUGUGGGAGCGCUACUGCCGCGGCGUCAACGCCAUCGUGUACAUGGUGGAUGCCGCGGACAUGGACAAGCUGGAGGCCUCACGGAACGAGCUUCACAAUUUGCUGGACAAGCCGCAGCUAGCUGGCCUGCCCGUCCUCGUAUUGGGCAAUAAACGUGACCUGCCUAACGCUCUCGAUGAGAAGGGACUCAUCGAAAGACUGAACCUGUCGGCGGUGCAGGACCGCGAGAUCUGCUGCUACUCCAUCUCCUGCAAGGAGAAGGACAACAUCGACAUCACGCUGCAAUGGCUCAUCGCCAAGUCCAAGUCGGGCGCGCGCUAGUGAAAGGCCGGGGCGUGCAUGGACUCCCGCCGGCCGGGUGAUCUCAAAGACCGCGCCCGCCGCCGCGCUGGGCCAACAACGAACGGCUGCGGGCGGGCGGGCCCGCCUGCGCUGGCCGCUCACACACGCAGACUCUGCCGGUGGCCGGGGCUCGGUGCGAGCCGCCGCGCCGCGCCGUGCUGCCCUGCCAGAGUCCGUGGGACAUCACCGGCCCCGGCUGGAAGGGCCGGCAGUCAGACGACUGGUCAGCUGAUCGGCUGCCGCCGGGCCGGUAGGGAACGCUCGUGCAGAGUUAUUGGGGACCUGUCCGUGUAUUACGAUAGCAGUGAUGGUGAGCGAUGCAUUGUGGAUCCGUGGUCGCCAGUCAUUCCAGAUCUGUAUAAUAUGUGCGUGUCUUCAGUCGGCCGGCAGCCCUGGCCUAUCAUGGACAGUCAGCAGGGGCGGCCCGCCGAUAAUACCAAAUACGUAGGUAGGAGGCAUGCUGCUCUUCCGUUUUGCACUGUAACCGAGGAUUCUUUGUAAUCGGUCAUUAUACUUUACCACCCAUG
Messenger RNA from Amphibalanus amphitrite, 1445 nucleotides. Its product is annotated as ADP-ribosylation factor-like protein 8B-A. The coding region runs from base 337 to 897 and encodes 186 amino acids. The transcript is spliced from 4 exons. NCBI's taxonomy places the organism in Eukaryota, Metazoa, Arthropoda, Thecostraca, Balanomorpha, Balanidae. Gene Ontology annotation, molecular function: GTP binding; GTPase activity. The record is from RefSeq and is a predicted model, not a curated record. Gene Ontology annotation, cellular component: lysosomal membrane. Gene Ontology annotation, biological process: protein transport; anterograde axonal transport.